GUAAAGGAAUAGUUUUUAUGGCUCUUAUAACCAUCAUCACUUUUUAUUUUGAUAUUCUUACAAAAAUCUUGUGAUUCAAAGAACGUCCUCCAGGAAGACAGGCUUCUUGUUUUCUGGGAGGAAGUUGACUGAAUUAACUACUAACUGACACAUUUUGAAGAAAAGGGAAAUGGAUCAGUGUUUGCUGUUUCUUCUGCUCCUGCUGAUGGGUAGAAAUGGAUUGUGUCAACAAGAGGAAGUUUGCUCAAAGUCGGUGAUCAACUCCUGCAAUGACUGUAUCAGAUCUGGGCCAUACUGUGUAUGGUGCCAACAGCUGAAUUUCACCAAAGCAGGAGAGCAGGAAGCAGCACGCUGUGACACCCAAACUCAGUUGAUAGCAAGGGGCUGCAAGAUGGAAGAAAUCAUCUCCCCCAAGGACCAUCUAAUCAUUGUCAAGAAUGAUCCACUGUCCAAUUCAUUCAAGCAGCAGGAGUCUGUCCAGCUGACUCCACAGAAGAUUCAACUGAUACUGCGACCUGAGCUUCCUAUCACAUUCAGAGUUUCUUUUAAAAGAGUUCAGGGUUAUCCAGUUGAUCUCUACUAUCUGAUGGACCUGUCUUACUCCAUGAAAGAUGACCUGGAAAAUGUCAAAGAACUGGGACAAGAUCUUUUUGCAGCUCUGAAUAAAAUCACUGGACAUGCUCAAAUAGGGUUUGGUGCCUUUGUUGAUAAGACAGUCCUUCCUUACACUAACACCAACAAGAAGAAACUGCAGAAACCAUGUGAUGACAAUGACCAGCAGUGUCAGGCUGCCUUUGGCUACAGACACGUACUCAGUAUGACACCAAGGGAGGAUGAGUUUAAAAUAAAAGUGAAAGAGCAAUUCAUUUCUGGGAACUUGGACUCUCCUGAAGGGAGUCUUGAUGCCAUGAUGCAGGCUGCUGUAUGUGGGGACAAAAUAGGAUGGAGGAACAGCAGCACUCGGCUGAUUGUACUGACCACUGAUGCUGGAUUCCACAUGGCUGGCGAUGGAAAAUUGGCUGGUAUACUUGAACCCAAUGAUGAACAGUGCCACAUGGAAUACAACCUUUAUACCAAGAGCAGUGAGAUGGACUACCCGUCUGUUGGACAACUAGCUAUGCAGUUGGAAAAAAACAAUAUUCAGCCGAUAUUUGCAGUGACAAAAAAUAUGGAGACUGUGUACAAGCAACUCUCUAAAAUGAUUCCAAAAUCAGAGGUGGGAGUUCUUUCGUCAAAUUCUAAUAACGUUGUUCAGUUGAUUGAAAGUGCCUACAAUCGGUUGUCCUCCAAAGUAACUGUGACCCAUGACAACCUCCCUGAUAAUGUAAGAGUUACCUAUACGCCUAUAUGUGAUCAUGCAGGACUAGCAGGGGACAACGAAGGGGUCUGUGACAAUGUGCAUGUGGAACAGGAGAUCUCUUUUAAUGUCACCGUGACCGCAUUAUCAUGUAUGGAGAAAAAGUCUUUCACUAUAAGGCCACUGGGCAUUAAGGACACAUUGACAGUGACCUUAUCUACAAACUGUGAGUGUAAAUGUGAUGACCCCAGUGACAGAAACCACACACACUGCAAGGAGAAGGGAAGAGUCAGCUGUGGUAUUUGCAGCUGCCAAGAGGGCUUCGUCGGUCAGUUCUGCGAGUGUGCCAUUGGUGAUAAAGACGAGCGAACCCUACGGGCAUCCUGUCAGAGGCAGAAUGGCACCGAGUGUGAGGGUCGAGGAGACUGUGUGUGUGGCAGGUGCCAGUGCCACACCACUGAGAGUGGAAGCAGUUACCAUGGUGACUUCUGCGAGUGCGACGAUGAACACUGUGAGAAGUUCCAAAAUAAACUGUGUGGAGGAAAAGGUAAGUGCAACUGUGACAGAUGUGAAUGCAAUCCUGGCUACGAGGGCUCAGCCUGUCAGUGCAGGGUGUCUGAGGAGGGCUGUCGUACGCUUAACAACACCGUGUGCUUCGGCAGAGGGACCUGCAAGUGCAACCGCUGUGAAUGUAAGGAGGGAUACCAGCAGCCACGAUGCAAAAAGUGCCCCGGCUGCCCAGACCCCUGCCAGACCAAACUGAACUGCAUUGAAUGCCUGGGCUUUGACUCGGGUCCGUUUAAAAAAAACUGCAGCAUGGCUUGCAGCAAGAGCAUUUAUCAUGAGAUGGUAAACCAGUUCACCAAAUUAAACCAACAGUGCCAACAGAAGGAUUCUGAGGGCUGCUGGGUCAAAUUUAACCUGGAACAGCUGGUCGGGGAUGAUAACUACAGGGCUGAAAUUCUGAAACAGAGAGACUGUCCAGAACCACACAGUGUCACAGCUAUCAUCGGAGGCUCCAUAGCGUCUGUGGCUCUCAUCGGCAUUGUGCUGCUGAUGCUCAUCAAGUUAUUCAUCUACAUGAAGGACCUGAAGGAGUUCAGGAAAUUUGAAAAUGAAAAGAAGAAAUCCAAGUGGGCAAAUGCUGACAACCCACUGUUCCAGAAUGCCACCACCACUGUGUCCAACCCCACCUUCACUGGAGAGUGAGUGCUUCCACUGCAGCACAAUACUUGCUCAGCAAACACAGCUCUGCUGUGUCUGACUUUGGUGUGUUUGUUAGAAGAAUAUUGUUUGUAAUGCUCAUUGUUUUAUUUGGUAAUGUCCACCAAUGGCAAUUAUGGGCACUUGCGUAGUUUCUUACUGAUACUCUCAUUCACCAUCUACACUAUUACUGUUGCAUUCUAUUUGUUUUGUCCAAAAAUUAUUUUUGGUCAUUGCUUAUAAUACUUACACAAGAUAUAUUGUAAUGUAGUACAUCUUAUGAUAUAUACAGUAGGAGAGUUUAUAAAUGGUACAGCAUGUAUAUAGUAGCAUGUACACUGAAGCAAUAAUGUUGACAGUACAUACACUGGAUGUACAGACAGGUGACAAACUGAAGGAAAAACCUUAAUAAAUGAGUGGAAAAACAUAAUGAAUGAAGAUGCUUCAACACAGGUUCACUGCAUGGUACAAUUAACUAAUAAACAUCCAAUCAUGCUCUGUGGCAUGUAUAAAAACCGUAAGCAGGCCUCGUUCAUUCUGAUUUUGUAUAAAGAUGGCAAGAGAAAAAGAUCUAAGUGACAGAGGGUUCAUUGUUGGGGCACGGAAGGCAGAAGCUUCAGUUACACCUACUGCUCAACUGGCUAGUGUUUCAAUAGGAACAGUGACGAAAGUCACAUCUGUAUUUAGAUCAAUGGAAAAGACAUCAGUAAACAGGGUCGGAAAUUGUGGUCGACAGCUCACAUUUGAUGAGCAUGAUGCUCUUGCAAUAGUACGAUAUGUAAGGAAAAACAGUGGAGGAACUCUUCCUCAGGUGACUGAGCAUGUCAAUGCAGGAUGUGAUCAGACUUUGUCUGUAAGAACAGUCCGUCGUGGGAUACUAUAGUACAGUUGCACUGCAUAAACCCCUCAUUACAAAGAUGAAUGCACAUUUGAGAGUUCAAUGGUGCAUAAACCAAAGGCAUUGGUCUACAGAGAUGUGGAAAAAAGUGAUAUGUUCAGAUGAGUCAUCCUUCACCAUAUUCUUGACAAGUGGAUGAGAACAUGUAUGGCAUACACCACGGGAACAGUACAGGCCUGAAUGCUUGAUCUCUACAGUGAGGGGAUCCGAUGGCUUAUUUAUGCUGUAGGCGGUACUUUGCUGGCAUUGAUUGGGUCCACUUGUCCCCUUAGAGGGAAGGGUCACUGCAAGUCAAUACAAAGUUAUUCUGAGUGAUUACCUUUACCUUAUGAUAAAACAUUUCUAUCCUGAUGGGAGGGGUCUCUUCCAGGAUGACAAUGCCCCCAUCCAUAGGGCACAAGGGGUCAC
Xiphias gladius (swordfish) is the source of this 3806-nucleotide messenger RNA. It is a transcript of the gene itgb2, whose product is annotated as integrin, beta 2. Gene Ontology annotation, molecular function: integrin binding; amyloid-beta binding. Gene Ontology annotation, cellular component: focal adhesion; cell surface; integrin complex. The transcript is spliced from 16 exons. Gene Ontology annotation, biological process: cell-matrix adhesion; cell migration; cell adhesion mediated by integrin. Bases 170 to 2506 code for a protein of 778 amino acids. The record is from RefSeq and is a predicted model, not a curated record. Lineage: Eukaryota; Metazoa; Chordata; Actinopteri; Istiophoriformes; Xiphiidae.